Labrus mixtus (cuckoo wrasse) is the source of this 4539-nucleotide messenger RNA. It is a transcript of the gene efhd2, whose product is annotated as EF-hand domain family, member D2. The transcript is spliced from 4 exons. NCBI's taxonomy places the organism in Eukaryota, Metazoa, Chordata, Actinopteri, Labriformes, Labridae. Gene Ontology annotation, molecular function: calcium ion binding. The coding region runs from base 283 to 984 and encodes 233 amino acids. The record is from RefSeq and is a predicted model, not a curated record.
UACUACAUCCUGGAGUGGAGGCAUUUGUCUGAACUUGGAGCUUGAUCCCCGGAAAUCAAAACAAAGCGUCAGAGAGGCUUUUAGAUCCGUGGCUGAUUCGCUUCGGCUUUUUGACACAGACUCCCCCCACACAGGAUAUUACAGUGUUUUUGGGGGUAGGAGGGUUAGAGAGGGAACAGAAGGCUGUCUUUAAGUCUGGACGCUGACGCCUCCUCUACUGUAAAACCUUAGUUAUCCGAAUAACGCCCUCCCUUUUCAUUAUCAGACACCCAGUUUUGAAAAAUGGCCACAGACGAGCUCACGUCCAAGCUCAGCCGUCGGCUCCAGAUCGAGGAAGGAGAGGAGGAACCGGUGGCCGUGGACGGCUCCGGGCAGGAGAACGGGUCUGAGGAGAAGUCGACCACGGCCAACGCGGACUCGGAGCUGGGCAAGAAGCUGCAGCGGCGAGAGGAGCUGAACGAGGGGCAGGGGGAGCACAUGCAGCCCAGCAUGAAGGUGUUCAACCCUUACACCGAGUUCAAAGAGUUCUCCCGACAUCAGAUCAAAGACAUGGAGAAGAUGUUCAAAAUGUACGAUGCAGGGAAAGAUAACUACAUCGACCUGAUGGAGCUGAAGCUGAUGAUGGAGAAGCUCGGAGCGCCGCAGACACACAUGGCCUUAAAGAACAUGAUCAAGGAGGUGGACGAGGACCUGGACAACAAGCUCAACUUCAGAGAGUUCCUGCUGAUCUUCAGGAAAGCAGCAGCAGGAGAGCUGGCGGAGGACAGCGGCCUCUGUGUCCUCGCUCGCCUCUCGGAAAUCGACGUCUCUGAAGAAGGCGUGAAGGGAGCCAAGACCUUCUUUGAAGCCAAAGUCCAGGCCAUCAAUCAGUCCAACCGGUUUGAGGCGGAGAUCCGUGAGGAGCAGGAGGCCAAGAAGAAGCAGGCGGAGGAGCAGAAACAGAGACGUGCUGCUUUUAAAAACCUGCAGCAAGCCUUCAAGUGACCCUCCACCUCUCCUCCCCUCUCCUCUCAGGACCGGUCUCUCUCUGUGCUGCACUAAUGCUGUCAGUGUGUCAAUAUGUGUGUGUGUGUGUGUGUGUGUGUGUGUGUGUGUGUGUGAUUGCUUCAUGUGUGUCAGGCUGCUGUUGUCCUGAGUCAAACACAGGUUAGUCAUUAGUCGAGGAUACAAAAGAGGGAGUGCAUGAUGACAAAUCAGCGCCGUCUGUGUUUGUUCAGAUUAAAGGGAUCUUUGAUUAUAUUACAUUCAGCUCAGUUACAAUCCAGACAAGUUCAAUACAAGUCGAUUAAUGCAGGCGUUCGAGAUAAGCACAGACUGUAUGUAAGAAGUCGAGGUAGUUACCGUACAUCACUCAUUGGUCUUUAGACUGCUGUUUGAAACCGUAACCCGUUAGAACCUGAGGCCGCCUAAAAAAACUUUAAUCUUAUUUCUCAUCGUCUGCAGCCGGUAGAGAUUUAAAAUUAAAAACAUUUUAAAACCCUAAACCCUCCGAUUUAACUGAAAAGCAUUGCCUUUGCACUUAAGUUCAUUCACAUUUUUUUUAAAUCAUCACUAAACAAAAAAAAAAAACAAUCCGCGUUGACAUUGCAUGAGGUCUUAAAGGUAUAUACACACAAAUGUUGCGUCCCGUCUUUGAACUGUGGCAGGGUGUUCAGACAUUCCUUCAACUCGAUCCUGAUUGUUAGCGACACAUUCAUUAGGAGAGCGCUGCUUUUUUUUAUCCAUUUGACUCUUAAUGGGACCCUCGUUUAUAAAAUGAACGUCCUGCAGCGUUGAGGAAGACUUGAAAGGGAAGACUGAGACCAGAAACCUGUGAGUAAAAUGUUUACUGAGGGAGAAGAAUGGUCAUUUUCCCCAAGACUUUGUUUUUCAUCGAGUGGGGUCACCCCCUGCUGGCCAUUAUAAAUAAUGCAGGUUUCACUUGUUGGACCUUGAGGUUACGUCCACUUCUUAUAUACAGUUUAUAACAGUGAGCUGAAUAAAUGGAUCACUAUUAAAGGAUGUCAUUAACCACUGUGUCUCAAACACCAAAGAACCAACUUCUACUUCAACGUUAACCCUUUGAGUGCUGACACACACACAAACAUAUCAAAUACAGAAAUGAUCGACACUGUGACUUGUGAGAGUUUUCAAACCAGGCUUCGUCAUCCAUUCAAACUGAAUUGCUGUGCAAUGUUUUGGCAUCUGAUAAACCAUGAAGAGUAAAGGAUCAGCUCCUCCAGUUGGUCUCCCUGAUCAGUAUACGAUUUUCACUUUCACUGCACACGAUGCUCGUUGUGGGAAGCUCUCAGUCUGGACACCGUGUGCCUGCUGGCACUUUGGAUGUUAAACACAAAAACCUUUAAUCCAUAUAUUUGGUGUCCGGUGCUCCUCGGAUCAUCCUGCUUCCCAAGUUUGGAAAUCUUAGGCACAUUCACACAAAUCAAAAUAGUGUGUCCUGUACCAUGAUUGCCCCCCUAUUCAGGUCUCUUUUACUGCUCAGGACUGAUCACUGUCGCUCUCUGUGAACAGCUAUUCAAGAUUUAAAUCUUUAAUAACAUGAAAAAAAAAAAUACAACUGUGCAAAAAGAAAUGGUGAUGCACUUUGUGAAUGAACACGUUUUGGCCGUUGACCCUUUUUACUUUCAUUGCUACGUUUCCUCUUAAUCGUCUGUUUUCUAUGUCACCUGAUCGAGUCGUGUUCAUGAAUUCUCUACGGCUUUAAAAGUUGUUGAGUGGGCAGUCGCUCCGUUUUCCAGUCCUGAACUCAUUCCCUGAUUCUAUUGUGAUGAUUGUUUCAGUGUCCGACCGCAGCUCCUCCUCCUCAGCUGCUGCCUCCAUGUGGGCCGACAGCUGCUUCUGAGUCUGCUCGACUUUUUCAAAAAUAAUGACAUCUUCAGUGACACAUUAGCAGAUGUGUGAUCUCCGUCACACAUCUUUGUGUUAAAUGUCAGACGAUGAACAAAAAGCUGAGCUCUUAAUUUUGUACUGACAGCUCUGUAUUUUUGUACAACGGGGUCGGGGGGGCGGUCAGUUUUGAUAUUCUUGGUGUGGGAUGCUUGUGGACAGUGUUUUGCAUGAGCCAUGUUUAGGUACUUUUAAAAUAUAUUUUUCUUGUUCUUCUUCUAGUGUUGGCUGUUCUAUCUCUCCUAUCUAGUCUGUGACAUUUCAAACGUCUACUUCAGGUUGCAACGUUAAAAAAAAAUCAGUAAUCUGGUGGCGAGUUAGCGUUUGUUCAAGAGGCUACUUCCUGGUUCUAAGCAGAGUGGGACAAACGGACAUUGAUCAGAUCAGAUAAUUGAUUUAGUGAUCUGUGUUUUCAAACCUUCUCUACCUGAUAUCCAGAACAACACAACCUGUUGUUGUUUAGUAUAAAACAGUUUGCUUCCUGUGAUGAAGCUGCAGGUUUGACUCAGAUCAUCACCUCUGCCACAGAAGCAGCCCCGACCAUUCAUGGUGUUUUUAAAGCUCGCAGUGUUUCACGUCUGUCUCUGUCGUCUGAAUUGUGACCUUUUUUUGGGGGGGGGGGGGGGGGGGAGUGUGUGGACAGAGUGAGUCAGUGUGAAAGGAACAGGAAGUGUGACUUCCUGCAGUGAUGUGACAUUUUUUUCCCCUCUUUAAAGUGCAACACUGUGAUCACAUUUUAUAUCUGAACAAGAAGAGUGUUACUACUACUUCUUCUUCAAAGAUGCCAAUCAGCUCGAUCCUGUGCUCCUGCUGCGUUGUCACAUCCUGUCUGUGGGGCUUUUUGUGUCUUCUACCGCCACGGGAAACUAUUUUUAUAUGUCCAGAUUUGCACGGUUUGCACGCUGUCCUUAUCAAGGGAAAACAGAUUUGACCUCUAGAAGUUUGACCACCAAAAAAAAACCAAUCAUCUUUAAGAUCUUUUUGUGCACUGUGCUCAAAGAUGUACGCCUGCAAUGUGGCCAAAUUGUAUUUCUGUCAAUUUCUUUUUACAGACAGCCGACAAAUUCAAACUCAUUUUCAAAAUAAUUCAGAGGACACCUUCUCUCAGGAUCCAAAGAAAGUACUGGAGCACACAAAUCACUUCAGGGACAUUUUGUGAAGUGCAAAGAGAACAUUAAAUCAAAUCCAUCCCAGGUCUGAGUUGUCUUCAGAAUCCAGACCCAGAUAACGUUUGAAUGAAGUGAUGCAUUCUGGGUGUGUAGUGAUGAAGCUUCUCCUUGAGUAACUAAAACUAAAGUGUUGACUUCCUAGUUUUUUGCAUGCAGAUGUUUCUGUGAGGCAGGACUAUUUUUUUUAACUCACUUUGAUCCACGACUGUUUAAAACCUGCUGUAACGUCUUCCUCACAUUCCCUCCCUCGCCUCGUGUUUCAGGGUGUUUUAACUAUUUCAGUGUUGCAAAAUUAAUCUUCCUCGUGUUUCCUGAUUUAGCCGCACAGAUAGACGACUGUCUUUUUUUCUCCUCCCUUUGUUUCACACUGUGUUGUGUUGUUGUGUUGAAUUAAUCAUAUUGAUGUAUAUUUUACAAAAUGCAGUUGUACAAAUAAUUCUAGUCGAGUGAUUUCAAACGAUAAAAGUAAAGCAGUAAUUUUUCA